Messenger RNA from Pochonia chlamydosporia 170, 993 nucleotides. Its product is annotated as NmrA-like family protein. Lineage: Eukaryota; Fungi; Ascomycota; Sordariomycetes; Hypocreales; Clavicipitaceae. Bases 1 to 993 code for a protein of 330 amino acids. The record is from RefSeq and is a predicted model, not a curated record. The transcript is spliced from 4 exons.
AUGACAAAUCUAAUAGUUAUAGUUGGAAUAACAGGUGUCCAAGGCUCUUCAGUGGCAAAUGCAUUCCUCAGCAAUCCUGACUACUCUAUUCGCGGCACCACCCGCGAUCCUUCCUCCGCAAAAGCCAGAGCCCUCUCAGCUAAGGGCAUCGAAAUCGCUCAGGCGGACCUAAACGAUGUCGCUUCUCUUCAACGCGCCUUUCACAACGCUACACUUAUCUUUGGUGUAACAGACUUUUGGACAAUAUUCCAAGAUCCACAGAGUUCUCUCCGCAAGAGGCGCGAUCAGGAACUCGUGGAAUACUGUCACGAUGUUGAGCUUCAGCAGGGAAAAAAUCUUGCUGAUGCGGCGGCUGUCGUGAGUACUUUGAAGAGAUACAUCUUUAGCUCCAUGGCAAAUGCUACGCGCACCAGUAGUGGCAAGUACAGUCAGCUCUACCAUAUGGAUUCAAAAGCAAAGGCAGUGGAGUACGCACAAACUCUAGGUGGUCUCAAGGACAAGUUUUCGCAAAUUCAAGCCCCUAUAUAUUUUGAACUUCCUUGGAAAUGGGGCUUGCCUACAACUCCUAAAAUGCACAAGAACGGCUACCGCAUGACUGUGCCCGGUCCUUCAACUCUGCCAGUGCCAUUUGGUCACGUAUCCGUCGACUUUGGAAAAUGUGUCCUUGCCCUCUCCGACCUCCCACCUAAUACAAACCUCUUCGCCAUUGGUGACCCGAUUUCAUGGGAAGAGUACCUCCGUAUUUUCUGUUCCAGCCAAGGUCUUAGGUUUGGUGGAAUAGACGAAGCGUCAUACGAGGAAUUCUGUACACUGCUACCUGGUGGGCUUGGUCAUGAGUUCGCCCAGAAUGUCUUGUUUGCGCAUGAGUUUGGGUAUGAAGGGCGUGGAGAAAUUUUACGACCGAAAGACAUCGGGUUGAAGAUGACAACAUUUGAAGCUUACUGCGAACAGACGGACUUUUCUGCUAUUAUGAACGGGCACGCUGAGGAAUAA